Molecule: messenger RNA, 566 nt
Organism: Hydra vulgaris (swiftwater hydra)
Lineage: Eukaryota; Metazoa; Cnidaria; Hydrozoa; Anthoathecata; Hydridae
Source: RefSeq, a predicted model, not a curated record
UAUUUUGUUUAUUAUAAUUUAGUAAUUAUAAGAUUUAACAUUGAGUUUAUAUUUUAAAAGUAAAUAGAGUUAAUGGUGAUUGAAUAACAGCAUGAAUGGGCGCAAAUAAGAAAUGAGUAAAAUUAUCAAUCCUGAUUGUUUUGAUUUGGUUUGGGAGGUAUAUGAUAUUAUUCGAACAAUUAAAGACCCUGAAAGAGUUGAGACACUAGAAGAAUUGCACAUUGUUAGUAAAGACCUUGUUCAAGUUAACCAUUAUUUUGAUCAAAGCAUUAGUAUAAAGGUGCAAUUUGUGCCUACUGUACCUCAUUGUUCUUUGGCUUCUUUAAUAGGGUUAUGUAUUUAUGUGAAGUUGCAAGAAAAUCUUCUUUGUAAUUUUAAGCUCGAUAUCAACAUAAAAGAAAAUACACAUUAUAAAGCUGACGCAAUUAACAAGCAAAUGAACGAUAAAGAAAGAGUUGCUGCUGCGUUAGAGAAUCCUGAUGUAAUGAAGAUUGUCAAACAAUGCAUCUAAUAUCAAAUUUAUUUUUAUAAUAAUAUUAAAAGAAUAAAAUUCAUAUCAAUCCAAA